Messenger RNA from Coniophora puteana RWD-64-598 SS2, 782 nucleotides. RefSeq lists its product as uncharacterized. Bases 312 to 782 code for a protein of 156 amino acids. The transcript has 2 exons. The record is from RefSeq and is a predicted model, not a curated record. NCBI's taxonomy places the organism in Eukaryota, Fungi, Basidiomycota, Agaricomycetes, Boletales, Coniophoraceae.
CGGCAGUGACGAUGCUCUCAACGCCCACGUUUACGGUGCGUCGUCGCCAAAACAAGUCGUCUCGGAUCAGUGAUCGCUCUUUGCCUUCAAAGUAGACAGGUGGCGCUUAAGGACUGUAGAACGGUUGCCUCUGGAGUGAAUAGCUCCACGGCCGUGUUUCCGACAUCGCAUCGGAUAACAGGGAUUGCUCGAAACCAUGCAGAUGCGGCGAGCGAAAGCAGGUGCGUAUACUCGAUGUGCGCUAUAGUGCGCUAUAAAGUGGACGGCGGGGACGCUGUCAGAAGAUCAAGUGGUGUUCUUCAAACACGCAGAUGGCUUCCUACCCCAGCGAAAUCAACCCCCUUUCUUCUCUCAGCGACGACCUCGCGUCCGAGCUGCAGACUCGGGUUGAAGCGUCUCUACAAAACAUCAUCAACCGUAACCUCUUCAACACUCAGUUCGGUCGCAGCUCCGACCUUUUAGCGGGGCUUCGCCGCGAACUCACUCAGGGUGCCAACUUGGACGACCCCAAAACACGCGCAGACGCCUUUGCAGCUGCGAACCUCACUCUAACUGAAUACGAUGUCUAUGCACCAUACAUUGCCAAGUUCACCCAAAGCUCUCCUACCCAACUAUCUGACGUCGUCGACCUUCUCGCCCCUAGGUUGCCUCACAACCUAGGAAAAUCGAGCUCGACGUCGGGGAAGGCGUCCAAACUUGUCCCGAAUCAUGGACGUGUCCCCGGCAGCGUACCGCCAUAUCUCAAGGAAGGCUCCUCCCAUUUUAAGAGCAAACCCGGCUGA